AUGGGGGAUAAGGGCGGCCCUCUUCAGGCCAUUGUCGAGGCGGAUCUUCUAGACGAGAGAUACCAAACCACCCAGCGAGGUCUCAAAAACCGCCAUGUCCAGCUCAUCGCUUUGGGCGGUACCAUCGGUACCGGGCUCUUCGUCGCCUCCGGCCAGGCGAUGGCCAUCGGGGGACCCGCAAGUCUACUCGUCGGGUAUAUCAUUAUCUCAGUAAUUAUUUACUCGCUGGUCACCGCGGUUGGUGAGGUCGCCUCGUAUUUACCGGUCCAUGGUGCGAGUAUGAGUUAUCACGGUUUUCGCUACGUGUCGCGCAGUCUUGGUUUUGCGAUGGGAUAUCUAUACUGGUACUCGCUGGCAAUUCUGAUGGCGUACGAGCUGACAGCGUGCUCGUUGAUUAUCUCCUACUGGAACACGAGCAUUAACGUCGCGGUGUGGAUAUCGAUCAUGUUGGUUGUGGUGGUUAUGCUCAAUUUCCUGCCGGUUCGCGGAUACGGCGAAGUAGAGUUUUGGUUUGCUGGUAUCAAGAUCAUCACUCUAAUAGGGCUCUUCUUGCUAUCGUUUAUCCUCAUGCUGGGCGGUGGUCCUGACCACGAUCGAAAAGGCUUCCGGUAUUGGAACAACCCAGGCGCGAUGAACGAGUACCUCGUUGGAGGCAAUACCGGUCGCUUCGUCGCUCUUUUAGCCACCAUUCAAAAAAGCAGCAUUGCGUUUAUCUUUGGUCCGGAGUUGAUCGUCCUCUCUGGAUCUGAAAUGAUCUCGCCGCGACAGAACGUCUCCCGCGCAGUACGCAAUUUCGUCUAUCGACUGGUCUUCUUCUACGUCCUUGGCGCCUUGGCUAUCGGAGUCAUCUGCCCAUCGAACGAUAGUAGACUCACCAGUGGCGGCUCAGGGGCUGGCUCUUCGCCGUUUGUCGUGGGGAUCAAGAACGCCGGAAUCCCGGUAUUAGACCACAUUAUCAACGCCGCGAUCCUGACCAGCGCAUGGUCAGCUGGAAACGCAUUCCUGUACAUGUCCUCGCGAUCGCUGUACUCACUGGCGGUAUCCGGUAAUGCGCCAAAGAUAUUCAAGACCUGCACUCGCCGUGGCGUGCCAUACUACGCGGUCGGCGCUUCCUCGCUCUUCGCAGGCCUAGCAUACCUCUCCGUCGGCAGCUCAAGUUCCGUGGUAUUCAACUGGCUGGUCAACUUCACCAACACGUCUGGCUUCAUCUCGUGGGCAUGCUGCUGCGUCGUGUACUUCCGUUUCUGUCGCGCAGUCCAAGUCCAAGGCAUCGAGAAGCCGUACGAAAGCCGCCUACAACCAUGGGGCGCGUACAUCGGCAUGGCAGGCUCCAUCUUCCUCAUGCUAAUCAACGGCUUCACGGUAUUCUUCCCAUCGGAAUGGUCCGUCAGCAACUUUUUCACGGCGUACAUCGGCAUCCCGGCAUUCCUCGCUUUGUACUUUGGCCACCGAAUCGUUUAUUGGCGGGAUCCUUGGGCGUGGAAACCGGAAGACGUGGAUAUGCAGACCGGUUUGCAGGAGAUCCUCGAAGCCGAAGAACCACCGCGACCUCGGAGGACAUUAAAGGAGAAAAUGAGUGUUUUGGUCGAUUAG
Aspergillus ruber CBS 135680 is the source of this 1593-nucleotide messenger RNA. RefSeq names its product proline permease PrnB. Gene Ontology annotation, cellular component: membrane. The record is from RefSeq and is a predicted model, not a curated record. NCBI's taxonomy places the organism in Eukaryota, Fungi, Ascomycota, Eurotiomycetes, Eurotiales, Aspergillaceae. The transcript has 2 exons. Bases 1 to 1593 code for a protein of 530 amino acids. Gene Ontology annotation, molecular function: amino acid transmembrane transporter activity. Gene Ontology annotation, biological process: amino acid transmembrane transport.